AUGGUGGGAAAGAAAGUGAAUGUGCAUGGCAAUGGUGUUAGGAGUAGUAAUGAAGAAACAGAGUGGGAGGUGAGGCCUGGGGGAAUAUUGGUGCAGAAAAGGAGCAAUGAUGCUCUGGCACCCGAGUUGAGGUUUCGAAUUGCUUAUGGGGGAUUGAGGUAUGAGAUCAGUGUGAGUUGCAUGAGCAGUUUCCUCGAGGUGAAGAAGGUUCUGAGCAUGGAAACGGGGUUGCAGGUUGAUGAACAGAGAUUGGUGUACAGAGGAAGAGAUGGAGAGAACGGAGAGUACUUAGACAUGUGCGGAGUGAAAGACAGAUCAAAGCUGGUGUCUGCAAUUGACAAGUCCAUUUCGAAUGGGGACACAGUACCUGAAAUUCAGAUUUCGACACUAAUUGAGAUGCUUAUGGGACAAGCAAUCAAGUUAAAAAGCAUUUCUACAGAAGGAGAUGUUUCUGCACAAAAUAGUGUUCAGGAAAAGAAACUGCAGAAAUGUGUUGAAACAUUGGAUGCGCUUAAGAUAUCUAAUGCAAGAAUAAAGCAUGUUGUUGUUACAACCAACUGGGAGACCAUUGAUCAUCCUCCUUCGUCGACUAAAUCUCAGUGGGAAAUAUUUCAUUGA
This is a messenger RNA of Arachis stenosperma, 618 nucleotides long. Its product is annotated as BAG family molecular chaperone regulator 2-like. The transcript has 3 exons. Gene Ontology annotation, cellular component: cytoplasm. Lineage: Eukaryota; Viridiplantae; Streptophyta; Magnoliopsida; Fabales; Fabaceae. The coding region runs from base 1 to 618 and encodes 205 amino acids. Gene Ontology annotation, biological process: protein stabilization. Gene Ontology annotation, molecular function: protein-folding chaperone binding; adenyl-nucleotide exchange factor activity. The record is from RefSeq and is a predicted model, not a curated record.